UCGAGUUAACAGUUUUGUAAAAAAUUUCACGCUGAAAUCUCAUUAUGUGACUUAAACUGAAUUCAUUUUAAUCAAAUAAAUAUUCUCGUGGAACAACGUAAAACCAAGGUAAUUUAAUUACUGUGGUAAAACCAAGGGUAAAACGUUCUGAAAGUUUACUUUGCAAAUGUCAAAAUUGACAAACAAAACAAAUCGUAAUCAGUUUCAUAUUUUAUUGGUUUUUAAUGUAUUAUUUAUAAAUAAAAACGAUGGAUAUUGAUAAUGUCGAGAGUUGGAGUUCGCAGCCUGAUGUGUGUCGAUGCUGUUUGUCUGCAAGCGGGACGUGGGAUAUCACAGCGUCUUAUAUCACGGAGGCCGGAAGCAAAGAAAUCUUUUACGAAAUGAUACAAGAAUGUUUUGGGAUCUCGAUGUCAUAUCUCACAGAGUGGGGUCCCAGUAGGAUGGUAUGUGACCUCUGUGUGGGGCACUUGAGGGAUGCAUGUAGCUUCCGCAAGCAGGUUGAAGAGGCUGAGAGGCACUUUGUAACUUUUUGUAGCAGUAGAAAAGAUAUCUUCAACCCCGUUACAAUAAAGACUGAGUCAGAUGAUGAGCCAGCAAGUCCAAAUUGUGAUGAUAAUAUCGAGGAUUUCAGUAAAGAAAUAAAAUCACACGAGCAUGAACUUCAACCGAAAAGAAAGAGACAGAAAAUGGCUUUGAAAGGUAAAAGAAAGAGAAAGGUGAUAAGGAAUGAAGAUACAGAUUCUGAUACCCCUAUAGCUGAGUUGUCGAAGAAAAAUGUGCCAAAACUCGAAGUUGAUAUGGUUCAAAAUGAAGUAGAUGAUUGUUCUAGAGUGAGUGAGAUGGGAGAUAAUGAAAAUUGUACAGUAAAUGUUGGUUUAUUCCAAACGAAAACCCAGAAUGAAGGAAAACAAAUAUCGGAAAGAAAACGAGUGAUGCUUACAUGUGACAUUGUCCUCAGGGGCACAAACGCCUGCCCCUUCAGACACCACAAGAGCUGGUUCCAAUGCUUCUUCUGCCAACAAGACUUUAUGGAAAUAAACCUCCUUAGAGACCACAUGCUGCAAACCCACGCGGACAUAGACGUUGAAAUAAAAAAAAUAAAACGUUACCCGCGCUCUUUGCAAAUCGAAAUUUCGAAUCUCUUUUUUUUUUUUUUUUUUUUUUUCCGUUGUUGGCAACUGAGUCUCCAAUACAAUGUUGUCGACUAUACUGCCAGUGUCGAGUGGUGACGGCAGAGUAAUGUACCGUCGACUUUUAACUUUGUGGUAGUAUUUACAUGUUAGUAGCUGAAAAGGACAAAACAUUUGGGUUAGUAAACAUAUAUCAUCUAUAAACCUACAGUUACUAUACUUACCUUACGCUUAAUAGAUAAUUAGAUAUAUAUAUAUAUAUAUAAUAAUUAUAACACAUACAAUAUUUACAUUAUUACACACCGCUACAUUUUAAUAUUAUUUUCAUUCAUAAAUUUGGACAGACACUUAAUUAAUUUGUGGGAAAAAUUAGUUAGAAGGGAGUGGAAGUUGAUUGGGAGUGGGAUUUGGAUUUUGGGAAGGUUUCCAUAUAGGUCAAAGGACUGGGAAUUAAGAGGGCAUGAAAAAAAUAUAUGGUCUAGGGUACCCUCAUCAAGACCGCAUUCGCACAGCGAGCUGUCACGUACGCGUAUCUUGGCGAGGAAUACCGGGCUAGUACAGUGGCCGAGUCUGAGUCUGCACAAAGACGAAACAGUGUGUUUGGGGAGUUUCUUGUGCUUGGAGAACCAAGGUUUCCGUUGGAUAUCGGUCUGGAUACUUGCAUAGUAAGCUCCUUUCCGCUUAGAGGAGUCCGCCCACACUGUAGCCCACGAGUCGAAGAGCUUGAGCUUAGUAUCGGCACGUAUGUCAUACCCAUACACAAUAUAGUGGUGACGUUCAACGUUAUUCACGGCCGCAAACUUUGCCAAUCUGUCAGCACACUCGUUACCGCAUAUACCAGAGUGGCCAGGAAUCCAUGCGAUCUCAAUAUUUAGUCCGUCUCUUUGGCAGGAUAAAAGCAGAGAUUUUAUUUCUAUUAUCAGACUACAAUGCGUCCGGGAAUAUAGCUGAUCUUGACCGAGCGCUUGUAGACUGCUUCGAGAAUCUGAGAAGAUCACUGAGUUGCUGAGGUUGUGCGAUUUAAUAAAUUUGAUGGACUCCAGAAUGCCAACGCAUUCCCCAGUGAACACGGAGGCUUC
Spodoptera exigua (beet armyworm) is the source of this 2209-nucleotide messenger RNA. The record is from the annotation of a GenBank genome assembly. NCBI's taxonomy places the organism in Eukaryota, Metazoa, Arthropoda, Insecta, Lepidoptera, Noctuidae.